AUGGCCAAGUCGGACAAGAAGGCACCCAAGGCGGACAAAAAGGUGGCUAAGCCCGCCGCGGAGGCCAAGCCCGCGAAGACGGCAGCUGCGCUUGCCCCUAAAAAGAAGGAGAGCAAGAAGGCGAAGGCUGCGCCCCCGCCCCCGCCGAAGGAGCCGACCCCGAGCUCGUCGAGCGAGGAGUCCUCCGAGAGCGAAUCUGAGGACGAAAAGCCCGCGCCCAAGGCGCAGGCAAAUGGCAAGGCCAAGGCUGCUGCGCCCGCCGCGUCCAGCGACGACUCGAGCGACUCUUCCUCGUCUGAGGACGAGAAGCCCAAAGCCGCGCAGGUGAAGGCUGCACCCGCCGCUAAAAAGGACGAGUCCUCGUCCGACUCUGACUCCGACUCGGACUCUGAGGACGAGAAGCCGGCGCCGAAGGCCAAGGCCGCCGCACCCACAAAAGCCGCCCCCGCGAUGGCUGCAUCGGCCAAGGCCUCCCCGGCGAAGAAGGCGGCGCCGGCGAAGAAGGAGUCGAGCAGCAGCAGCGAUUCGAGCGAGGAUUCCUCGUCUGAGGACGAGAAGCCGGCUGCGAAGGCCGCUCCAGCGAAGGCGGCCAAGGCUGCUCCCGCCAAGGCAACUCCCGCCAAGGCCGCCCCUGCGAAGGCUGCCCCCGCUAAGAAGGCCGAGUCGUCGUCUUCGGAAGAGUCGUCGGACUCGGAGUCCGAGGAUGAGAAGAAGCCCGCUGCCAAUGGCAAGGCUGCUGGCGCGAAGGCCAAGGCCGCGUCGAGCGACGACUCGGACGACAGCGACUCGGAUUCGUCCGACGACACGACCACUGCCAAAAAGGCUGCCGCUGGGCCGCCCGCCACCGCCUCUGCCGAGAGCAGCGACGAGGACAGCGACAGCGACGAGGAUGUGGAGAUGGCCGAGCCCAGCGCUCCCCCCGCCAAGGGAGGCAAGCGCAAGGCAGAGGACGAUGCCCCGAGCGCAAGCAAAAAGACCAAACUCGCCGACGGCAGCGCCGCGCCGGCGGAGCAGGAGGAAGAGUCGAAGACGAUCUUCGUCGGCCGGCUUUCGUGGAACGUGGACGACGACCAGCUCGCGUCCGAGUUCGCCGAAUGCGGCGAGGUCGUCUCCGCCCGGGUCAACAUCGACCGCAACACGGGCAAGUCGCGCGGCUUUGGCCACGUCGAGUUCGCGGACGCGUCGUCGGUGCAGAAGGCGAUCGACACGAUGAACGGGAAGGAGAUCGACGGCCGGCCGGUCAACGUCGACCGGGCCCCCGGUCUGAACAAGAAUCAGCAGCGCGAGAAUCGGGCGAAGGCGUUCGGGGACAGCACCUCCGCUCCGUCGUCGGUCCUGUUCGUCGGCAACCUCAGUUGGGAUGCGACGGAGGACGCCGUGUGGGAGGCGUUCGGGGAGCACGGCGAGGUCAAGUCCGUCAGGCUCCCGACCGACCGCGAAAGUGGACGGCCGAAGGGAUUCGGAUACGUCGAGUUUGUGGACGUCGACGCCGCCAAAGCCGCGUUCGAGGCGCUUUCGGGCACCGAGAUCGGCGGGCGCUCGAUCAGGCUCGAUUACAGCCAGCCGAGAGAUAACAGCGGUGGUGGUGGCGGUGGGUUCGGCGGUGGACGCGGUGGUGGAUUUGGCGGGCGCGGUGGAGGACGUGGCGGAUUUGGCGAUCGCGGUAGGGGACGUGGUGGGUUCGGCGGCGGAGACCGUGGCGGCUUCGGUGGACGCGGUCGCGGCGGUGGAGACCGUGGUCGCGGCGGCAGGGGUCGUGGUGCUCCUCGCGGACGUGGUGGUGCGCGGAACGGCGCUGUUACCUCAUUCGAGGGCAAGAAGACCACUUUCGACUAA
Messenger RNA from Punctularia strigosozonata HHB-11173 SS5, 1836 nucleotides. RefSeq names its product RNA-binding domain-containing protein. The record is from RefSeq and is a predicted model, not a curated record. Gene Ontology annotation, molecular function: RNA binding. The coding region runs from base 1 to 1836 and encodes 611 amino acids. NCBI's taxonomy places the organism in Eukaryota, Fungi, Basidiomycota, Agaricomycetes, Corticiales, Punctulariaceae. The transcript is spliced from 4 exons.